AUCCAGAAGAAGUAAAAACAAAACUAUAAAAAUGAUGAAGUGGAAUAAUAGCACAGUGGCUGAGUUCAUUUUCCUUGGCUUCACAGACUGUCAAGGAAUUAAGGUACUGGUCUUUGCUCUCUUCUUGACCAUCUAUGUGACUACUCUGCUAGGAAAUAUCGGGAUCAUGGUGUUAAUCUAGAUCAGGCCCUGCUUGCAUAGUCCAAUGUACUUUUUCCUCAACAAUCUGGCCUUCCUGGACCUCAACUAUUCCUCUGCCAUUGCUCCCAAGAUGCUGGUCCAUUUUUUAGCCAAAAAGAAGACAAUUUAAUUCCCAGGAUGCAUUGCCCAAAUGUAUCUGUUUGCUUCCUUUGCAGAUGCAGAGUGCCUCUUGCUGGCUGCCAUGGCAUAUGAUCGCUACAUGGCCAUUUGCAAUCCACUACUCUAUCCAAUUCUCAUGUCUCACAAAGUGUGCAUUUUUCUGGUAGCUAGUUCUUAUCUCAUAGGCAGCAUGAGCUCUUUGGUGCACACUUGCUUUACUUUCCACUUUUCCUUCUGCAACUCCAAUGUGAUCAACCAUUUCUUCUGUGACAUCCCUCCAUUGUUAGCUCUUUCCUGUUCCAACGCUUACAUCAACGAAAUCCUCCUCUUCACCCUAUGUGGCUUCAUCCAAAGUAGCACGUUUUUGUUCAUCCUGGCCUCUUAUGCCUAUAUUGUUUUUACCAUCUUGAGUAUCCCCUCAGCAAAACACCGUCAUAAGACUUUCUCAACUUGUACCUCACAUUUGAUAGCUGUUGUCCUUUUCUAUGGUGCCCUCCUCUUCAUGUACCUGCACCCAAGUUCCGAAUAUACCUUGGACAAAGAUAAAAUAAUUGCUGUUUUUUAUACUGUAGUGUUUCCCAUGUUGAACCCCUUGAUCUACACUCUGAGGAACAAAGAAGUGAAAGAUGCCUUGAAGAGAACAUUGGAAAGAAAUGUGUGCUGUCAUCAAUGAUGAAUACUCAGCUGUGGGGAAAACACUCACUAAAUUACGAAUUCUCAAUGAAACAGGCUGUCUCAAUAAAUUUAGCUACCUUUUGGCAGUUCAUAACAUAAGACUAUGAUCACUUGUUGUUGCUGUAGUUUCCACAGUUAGCAUAAAAGGUCGCUGCUCAAAAUCAGGGUAAUUUCUUUCUUCGAAGCACAGCAAAUACAGGAGAGCCCUGUGAUUGAUCAAAUGGAUAUAACACAUCCUCAGAUGCUUCUGAGUUUUCAUGAUCCAUGCUCCAAGGAAGCAACAAUUGUAGUUUAGCUAUGAAAUAGGUUCAGUUAACGAAAUUUGUGCCAAAGAAGACCAAUGCAAACUAUUGUGUUCUUUCAAAUGUGGUUUCUUUCACAUUUCCAAAAGAGUCAAGCAAGAAUUAACUUCCCUAUUCCCAAAAUACAAGCUUCUAGGCAUUAUGUCAGGGAUGGGUAGAAGGUAGUUGUAAGUCUACUCAGAAGACAGGAAAAAUAUUGUAUGGGUCUACUCUGGGCAGAGGGUAGGUAUGGGUCUAUUCAGCAUUUAAGUAGAAUGUAGUCAAGGGUAAGUCUUAUGCAGUAGGUCUUUAAAGAUAUUUGACUCAUAAAAAUUAUUAUACCUCAUUCUCAAAUUAUAUUGCUGAAAUGUAAGAUGCUUGUGGUGACCAAGAAUAGCUUUUGAUAUGGCAGGAUUUAGAAAUGUGUGCAGAACAAUAGGGUUCUUAUAUAAAAAUCUCUAAGUAGACCACACAAAUUUGAUGUCUGCCCAUCCUUGGAUCUCUAGCCUUGUAUAGAUCAUAUCAAAGUUGCAUAGGGCUCAAACACUUACAAACCUGACAUACAAAAUCACAUUAUUUCAGAGAGGUACUACUAAAGAGGUAUAUCCUCUUCCUGAUUCUCUUCCUUACGCUUCCCUGUUUUCAUUCUGAAUGCAAGAAUGACAUUUUUACCAUUUUAAGUUGAUACUUAAAAUUAUUUCUGAGUAAUUCCCAAACUACCUACGAAAAGAAGAGUUUGGCUACCAAGUUUUGUCUUCUUUUCAUAUUUCUCUGAUAUUGUGUAUGUAAAGAAUGCAUGUGAGCCUAAAUGCAAUUGCUACUCCCAAGUAGAUUAGAUCUGCUAAAAUAAUGGGAACCUGAUAAGUCAACAUUUGUGUAAUUUCUAUUAAUGUAUUGGGUCUAUUGCAAUAACAAUUGGACUCAGCAUAAUGCACUGUAGAGAUACACAGACUCCUUCUGAGAAGAGCAGCCAUUUAAAGUAAAUGUCUGAACACAAUGAUUUCAUAUCGCACAUCUUUUGUAUUAAGCAUUACCAGGAAGUAUAAAUGAUAUCUUGAUAUUAUAUAGCUGGGGCCUAAACAAAAAUAACAGUAGAAACAACACUAUAGACUGCAAGCAUAGGUAAAGGUA
Anolis carolinensis (green anole) is the source of this 2387-nucleotide messenger RNA. RefSeq names its product olfactory receptor 5AS1-like. Gene Ontology annotation, cellular component: membrane. Gene Ontology annotation, molecular function: G protein-coupled receptor activity; olfactory receptor activity; odorant binding. Gene Ontology annotation, biological process: G protein-coupled receptor signaling pathway. NCBI's taxonomy places the organism in Eukaryota, Metazoa, Chordata, Lepidosauria, Squamata, Anolidae. The record is from RefSeq and is a predicted model, not a curated record.